This is a messenger RNA of Psammomys obesus (fat sand rat), 1675 nucleotides long. RefSeq names its product zinc finger protein 764 (gene Znf764). Bases 23 to 1219 code for a protein of 398 amino acids. Gene Ontology annotation, biological process: regulation of transcription by RNA polymerase II. The transcript is spliced from 3 exons. The record is from RefSeq and is a predicted model, not a curated record. NCBI's taxonomy places the organism in Eukaryota, Metazoa, Chordata, Mammalia, Rodentia, Muridae. Gene Ontology annotation, molecular function: RNA polymerase II cis-regulatory region sequence-specific DNA binding; DNA-binding transcription factor activity.
CCGGGUCAGGCCCGGGGUCCCCAUGGCGCAGCUGCUCGCCCCGGGAAGUCGCUCGGCUCGGCCCCCGUCGGGCAGGGCCGGGGCCGUGAGCUUCGCGGACGUGGCCGUGUACUUCUCCCCGGAGGAGUGGGGGUGUCUGCGGCCGGCGCAGAGAGCCCUCUACCGGGAGGUGAUGCGCGACACCUACGCUCUCCUGGGCGCGCUCGGGGGCGGAGGCGCCAAGCCAGCGCUCAUCUCCUGGGUGGAGGAAGAAGGCGAACGGUGGGGACCCGGUGCCCAGGAUCCAGAGGAGGCCACGUGUGCCACAGCAGCCCACACAGAUCGCAGACACGAGGAGGAAAGGUGGAGCCCACGGGAAGAGACUGAGGCAACCCAGAAGUGGAAGGAGCCUCAGCCCUCCUUGGCCGGCCCCCCUCGUCCCUUGGAGCAGCAGCCGGGCAGGGACCCUCAGCCGGGGCGCCCCGCUGUCGGUGUCCAGGCCACUGUGCUAAGGGCAGAGCAGCGCCAUGGCUGUCACCUGUGUGGGAAGAGCUUCGCCUGGAGGUCCACCCUGGUGGAGCACCUGUACACUCACACAGGUGAAAAGCCCUUCCGGUGCCCUGACUGCAACAAGACCUUCGGCCGGGCCUCCUCCCUGAGCAUCCACCGGGCCAUCCACCGCGGGGAGCGGCCGCAUCGCUGCCCUGUCUGUGGCCGGGCCUUCACGCAGCGCUCUGCCCUCACCACCCAUUUCCGGGUGCACACGGGGGAGAAGCCCUACAGCUGUGCUGACUGUGGACGCUGCUUCAGGCAGAGCUCCACCCUCCGCGAGCACCAGCGGGUGCACAGCGGCGUCACCCCCUUUUCUUGCACGGACUGUGGCAGAGCCUUUUCCCAUGCCUCCCAUCUUCGGUGCCACAAGCGCACGCACACGGGUGAAAAGCCUUAUUCGUGCCCUGACUGUGGGCGCUGCUUCCGGCAGUCUGGUAGUUUGGCAGUGCACAGGCGCACCCACAGUGGGGAGCGCCCCUACCCCUGCCCUCAGUGUGGCCGGCCAUUUCGAACCAAAUCAGCUAUGACGAGCCAUCAGUGGGUCCAUCGGCCAGGAGCUGGAGGCCACAGGGACAGGAAAGCUAGUCAGUUAUCUCCAUCCCUGGCCCCUGGCUACGGGGACCAGGAUCCACCUGUCAACUUCCAACACUAUCCAGAGAUAUUCCAGGAGUGUGGGGGAUGGUCCUAAAAAUGCCAGGCUAGAGGGUGAAAUGUGUGCGUUGUUUGAAGCCCAGAGGCUUGAACUCAUGGCAUCCUCUGGAAGUCACAGAAGUUCUAGCUGGGGCUGCUCCUGGGAACAGAGUACAGUCGUGUAGGUGGCUACCAGAUGCAUUUGCACCCGCCCUGAUCCCACUGCCCGGCUCUGAGUCUAUUGGGCUGGGGUAGAAACCCACUAGAUCUCUCUCUGAGAAGCAAGGGCAGUUUCCUGCCUCACACGUGUUGCAGAGAACCUUGUUUGACUCGUUGCCUCUGUAAUGCAGAGGCUGAAGUUUCUGGCUCUGUGAGAACUGAGGUGAAGAGUCUGGGGUGGUCCUGCAUGCCUAUGAUCCCAGCAUUUGGGAGGCAGAGACAGGAAGAUCAGGAAUUUGAAACCAGGUUGGGUUACCUGAGACUCCAUCUAAAAAUAAAUAACAGGUGAAAUGAA